AUAGAAAGAACAAAAAAAAACACCUUCUCCUUUCUCCCCUGCUACUCUCUCUCUAAAAGGGCACAUCACACUAUCACAGUUUCGUCAUUCGACUUUCGAGUGUUUGAUGAAUCAAAUAUCCAGAAAAUAAAUCGACAGCGUGCCCAUUCCAUGUCGAUUAGUGGGAUUCAAGGUCAGCUGUUCGAGGUCACUGUCGUCGGGUGUACGAGGUUGAAGGAUACAGAAUGGAUUUCAAGGCAGGACCCAUAUGUCUGCCUUGAGUAUGGAGGUACCAAGUUCCGAACCAGGACCUGUACAGACGGUGGUAAGAACCCUACCUUCCAGGAGAAGUUCAACAUAAUCCUAAUUGAAGGCCUCCGAGAGUUAAAAGUCAACGUUUGGAAUAGCAACACCCUCACAUACGACGACUUCAUUGGCAGCGGAACGGUUCAACUCCAAAAAGUUCUUUCCCAGGGUUUCGACGACACGACCUGGCCGCUACAAGGCAAAAGUGGGAGAUACGCGGGAGAAGUUCGACUCAUACUGCAUUACCAAAACGCUAAUAAGCCGGCGGCGACAACUUUUGCUCCAUCAGCACCGCCAUAUGUAGCACCAGCCAUACCCCAAGCCCCUCCAUAUCCCUUCCCCCCUGCAGCUACAGCCGCUUACCCACCACCGGCAACAACCUACCCGGCGGUAGCUCCUUAUUCUUCAUAUCCACCUAAUCCAGCAGCAUAUCCACCACCUGCUUACCCACCCCCUCCACCAGCUGCUUAUCCUCCCCCGUCUUACCCGCCGUCGGCAUACCCACCACAGCCUUAUCCCCCUGCGCCAGCAGCAUCUUAUUAUCCACCAGCUAAAAUGCUGUUGCAGGUCCAUACCCUGGAAUCUAUCCCCCACCGCCUUAUUGAUACGAUUCUGCACUUGGUGAAGCAGUGGCAUCAUUGUCAUUAUUAUAUAGUGUCAUUAUUAUAUAGUGAUAUUAGCAUUUUGUGCCUUUUUAUCUCCUGUAUCGUUUGUAUUUAGCGUUAACUCUGGAGAAUUUUAAGAUAAAAUCUCCUCAGUUUUACUCUUUGCGUGAAAGUGUCUAUUCUCUGUUUACCUGUUUUUCUCAA
Messenger RNA from Nelumbo nucifera (sacred lotus), 1094 nucleotides. RefSeq names its product elicitor-responsive protein 3-like. NCBI's taxonomy places the organism in Eukaryota, Viridiplantae, Streptophyta, Magnoliopsida, Proteales, Nelumbonaceae. The record is from RefSeq and is a predicted model, not a curated record.